Salvelinus fontinalis (brook trout) is the source of this 3734-nucleotide messenger RNA. RefSeq names its product peptidyl-prolyl cis-trans isomerase FKBP9-like. The coding region runs from base 216 to 2261 and encodes 681 amino acids. NCBI's taxonomy places the organism in Eukaryota, Metazoa, Chordata, Actinopteri, Salmoniformes, Salmonidae. The transcript is spliced from 10 exons. Gene Ontology annotation, molecular function: peptidyl-prolyl cis-trans isomerase activity; calcium ion binding. The record is from RefSeq and is a predicted model, not a curated record.
UUAUAUAAAACGUGUAUAUUCUUGUAUAGGCCUAUCACCCACUAAUUAGGGUUGUCUCUGUAGCCUACAGUCUUCCCCCUCCCCUGCCACGUCGAGACAUUCCAGAGAGAGAGAGGUUCACACACAGAAACACCCCCUGAAAAACUCAGACACUGUUCCACCGCCACUCCAUAGCCAAGCCUUGUGUAAUAGCCCUAUAGACUGUACAUGUGUGAAUGAAUGUAAACGAGGCCUAUUCUACAGUAGUAGUUUGUGUUUGUUGGUCUUGCGUUGGGGAUGUAGUUUAUUUGGUCUCUAGCUGUGACUAUAGGCCCUCCGUUUGGCGUUUCCACGUCUACAUAUCUGCUGUGCGCUACUGCGCCUGCGUCAUACGUGGUACCCAAAUCCUCCCAUUCAAUUCAAUCCCGGACAGGGAUCAAGGGAAGAAGACAAGAACUGGAAGCAGAAGACCAGAGGAAUCGGAACAAUCGGGGGAAAAGAGAAAGAGAAAGAGAGCGAUAUCAACCGUUACAAGUCACGGUUAUCCACCCUACUUUUUGUCGGUAAAGGAGAGGCGUGUAAAGAUGAACCAGUGCGUGCACGGGAUGAUAUAUUUGGCGGUUCUGGUGGCGUUUGCCGCCUGUGACGCCCCUCCGGUACCGUUAGAUGACAUCGUGAUUGAGAAAACGUUCGUGCCGGAGCAGUGCGUGCGCGCUGUGAAAGUAGGGGAUUAUGUUCGUUACCAUUAUAACGGCAUGUUCCCCGAUGGAAAGAAAUUUGACUCCAGCUAUGACCGCAGUAGCACCUACAAUGUGUAUGUGGGUAAGAAGCAGCUGAUUGAAGGGAUGGACAGAGCUCUGGUAGGGAUGUGUGUCAACGAGAGACGACUGGUCAAGAUUCCCCCACAACUGGCCUACGGGAAGGAAGGAUACGGUGACGUAAUCCCUUCAGACGCGAUCCUCCAUUUUGAUGUUCUGUUGUUGGACGUGUGGAACCCUGAUGAUGUGGUUCAGAUGAAGACGUACUACACCCCUGAGAACUGCUCUAGGAAGGUAGAGGUGUCGGACUACGUACGUUACCAUUACAACGGAACACUGCUGGACGGAACACUGUUCGACUCCAGCCACACCCGUAUGCGUACCUAUGACACCUAUGUGGGGAUUGGCUGGCUGAUCGCUGGCAUGGAUCAGGGGCUUCUGGGCAUGUGUGUCGGGGAGAAACGCAUCAUCACCAUGCCCCCGUCGCUAGGAUACGGGUCAAACGGUGAUGGUAGUGAUAUCCCACAGCAGGCCUCCCUGGUUUUUGAUGUAGUCCUCCUAGACCUCCAUAACCCUAAAGACGGCGUCAGUAUCAUCAACCAGGACAUACCUCAACCCUGCCACAGGAAGAGUGUUGCUGGGGACUUCAUCAGAUACCACUAUAAUGGAUCACUACUGGACGGGACCUUCUUCGACUCCAGCUACUCCCGUAACCGUACAUAUGACACCUACGUGGGUAAGGGCUAUGUGAUUGGUGGGAUGGACGAGGGUCUGAUCGGAGUCUGCAUCGGAGAGAAAAGACGCAUCAUUAUCCCACCUCACCUCGGAUACGGAGAGGAGGGCACAGGUACUAAGAUCCCAGGUUCUGCUGUCUUGGUGUUUGAUAUCCAUAUCAUAGACUUCCACAACCCAUCAGACACAGUGGUGAUCACUACCAACUAUAAACCAGUGGUGUGUGAGACGCUGGCUAAGAAAGGAGACUUUGUUAAAUACCACUAUAACGCUUCGCUCAUGGAUGGAUCCUUCAUCGACUCCACGUAUAACUAUGGGAAGACGUAUAACAUUGUGCUGGGAGCCAACCAGGUGGUUCCAGGGAUGGAGGAGGGGCUGAAGGAGAUGUGUGUUGGAGAGAGAAGACACCUGGUCAUACCUCCUCAUCUGGGCUAUGGAGAGAGGGGAGUGGAUGGUGAAGUGCCGGCCAGUGCUGUCCUGAUCUUCGACAUCGAGAUGAUUGAGAUGGAGGCGGGACUUCCUGAUGGCUACAUGUUCAUCUGGAACGAGGACGUAUCAGCUGACCUCUUCACUGAGAUGGACGCAGAUAAGGACUUACAGGUGUUGGCUUCAGAGUUCUCAGACUACAUUCUGCGUCAGGUGAACGAGGGUAAAGGACGUCUGGCCCCUGGGUUCGACGCAUAUCGCAUCAUUGAGAACAUGUUUUCUAACCAGGACCGUAAUGGAGACGGAAAGAUCACAGAGGACGAGUUCAAACUGAAGGCCGACGAGACCACACACGAUGAGCUAUAAGAUAGGGGUGCAGUGUGUGUGUGUGUGUGUGUGUAUGGGGGCUUAUAUGAAUGCAAUAUAAGACAAGGAGGGUGUGUUUGUGUGUGUGUGAGAGGGAUUAUAUUGUUGGAGGGUGGCGGGGUGAGAUGGCAAAGGGUCAGAUGUAUAGAAUUAGAGUUGGUCAGAUGUCUAGAGAAAACCAAAGAGAGAGGCAGGGUGUAUUCCGAGUAAUGGGCUGAGUAUCAAAUGGUGCUUUAGUUAGCUUUGACCUGUCCAGUCUUGUGACCAGAGCAGUCUGGUGUUGGCAUGGGGAGGGAAUGAGAGAGGAGUAGGAAAGCAGGAGGAAUACAUUUUGAGGAGAUGAGCAAUGUAAGAGCAUUAGGACAAAGGCCCACGUUUUUGUUAGUAGAGCAGUUUCCCAAAUCCAGCCCUUAAGUACCCCCAACAGCACACAUUUUCUUUGAAGCCUUGGACAAACUCGUCUGAUACAAUGUGUCAACUAAUCAUCAAGCCCUGGAUGAGUUUAAUAUGGUGAGUUUAUCUGGUGCUACAACAAAACGUGUGCUGUUGAGGGUAACGUUACUGGAGGACUGGAGUUGGGAAACAUUGUAUUAGAGGAGCUUGACGUGUUUCUAUUGUUGAUGAUGAUGAUGUACCUUUGUUCACCUGCUCUGGCAUCACUGAUGUGUUUAUUUUAUUAUUGAGUUACUGUUCAGAUGGUGUUUGUAAUUUUUUUUUUUGGUGUUGCCUUUUUUAUACGUUUCUCAUCUGUGAGAGAAUAAGUGCCUGACAAUUAUUUAGUGACAAACUCUCCACUUUCUGAAGAUGAUCUGUGGAUCUUCUAUCCCUCAUGUUUAAUAGUUAGUCAUGGUCUGUGGGUCAAACUGUUUCAAUUUCAAAUCUUCUGUCCCACCAACAUCACAAACUGCCAUAACUCUUUACCAACAUAUCUUAUAGAGCACAAUUACAGUACUAUAAAAUUGUUAUUUAUUGUAUUAACACCAUGGAUGCAGUUAGGUGAUUGCAGAAUUUAUUCUACAGUACCAUCCAGCUAACGUGUGUGUUUUAGUAAAGGUUUGCCGAUGAGUCAGGUGCUAAAACUUUGUUUCUAUUCCUUGUUGUCAUGUGUACAAACGCUUCCUGUAUUCUCUGCUGUCUAAGCUAAUCAAGUACAGUACUACACAUCUAGUCAUUCAGCUGCCCACUCACAACACUGUCUCCUAUGCAACAUUUACCUAAAUGUUAGUGCCACUAUCAGGUAGUUCAUUGUUUUAGUUUCCCCCCCCCCCCCAAUAGAUUGUGUUAUAAUUACGCUAUGCUCUGCACACACACAUCACACCUGCUUUGGCAAAGUGUGUGAGGUGUGUACGUAACAGUUGAGUUUGUUUUAUAUCUGAUGCCUCUGUUUGGUGAGAGUAAUGAGUGAUAAUGAUGCUGUAAAUGUUUCGUUUCUAAGGUGCAUUUAAAUAAAUGCACAUUCCAACCCCUUUACAA